Molecule: messenger RNA, 270 nt
Organism: Lachancea fermentati
Lineage: Eukaryota; Fungi; Ascomycota; Saccharomycetes; Saccharomycetales; Saccharomycetaceae
Source: the annotation of a GenBank genome assembly
AUGUCCACACCUACUCCUCCAGGCGGUCAGCGUACUCUCCAAAAGAGAAGAGCAGCUCAAUCUGCCAAAGAGAAGCAACAAAAGCAGACCCCUACCUCCACUAGACAGGCGGGUUUUGGUGGAUCCUCCAACAGCGUGUUGAAGCUAUACACUGACGAAGCUAAUGGAUUGAGAGUUGAUCCGCUGGUCGUGCUAUUUCUAGCAGUCGGAUUCAUCUUCUCUGUGGUGGCACUUCACGUUGUGGCCAAGGUCGCCGGGAAGCUAUUCUAA